This is a messenger RNA of Meira miltonrushii, 909 nucleotides long. RefSeq names its product Nucleotidylyl transferase. The record is from RefSeq and is a predicted model, not a curated record. NCBI's taxonomy places the organism in Eukaryota, Fungi, Basidiomycota, Exobasidiomycetes, Exobasidiales, Brachybasidiaceae. Gene Ontology annotation, cellular component: cytoplasm; nucleus. The coding region runs from base 1 to 909 and encodes 302 amino acids. Gene Ontology annotation, molecular function: nicotinamide-nucleotide adenylyltransferase activity; ATP hydrolysis activity. The transcript has a single exon.
AUGAAUGUAGGAGAGAUUUCAGCACAGAUAGGAUCUUAUCUCAAGCUGUCCAGCAAUCCAAAGCCACUUCGAUUGAUAUAUUCAAGUACGCCAACAUGGCCAUUUCCAGAAACGAAGUCUUCAUCCCACCAACAACAAAUCGAUAUUGGCGUUUUGGAUUCUUCCUUUAAUCCUCCACAUAAAGCUCAUCAUGCUUUGGCAACGUCUUCCAAACCUGCAUUUGCAGAUGAACAGGCUACCGCAAUCAAAGGCAAGGAACAAUAUGAUGCAAUCCUACUGCUGUUCUCGGUACGAAAUGCUGAUAAAGGAUUAGGAUCUAGUAAAGAUGCAUCGCCUGCUCAACGAAUAGAAAUGAUGCAAUUGAUGGCACAAGAGUUGGAAAGCGAAAAAUCAAUGAAUGUAGCUGUUGGAAUCGUGGAAGAGCCAUUAAUGAUCACAAAGAGUACAUUGAUUCACGAUUUCAUCAAGCAACAGCCCAGUACAGCUCCAAUACGACUGCAUUGGUUAGUUGGAUUCGACACUCUGGAACGAUUCUUUCAAGUGAAAUACUACCCUUCACCAGACUAUUUCGCAAAAGCAUGUCAAACUUUCUUUGAAGAUGAACGAACGACAUUUGUUUGUGCACGAAGGCAAAUGAAUAAAAAUACAGAUGCAGGACGAGACACAUCAUCGCAAAAAGCAGAGCAAGUAUUAUUACAAAGCAAAGAAGUAUCUCCUUGGAAAGAGCGUGGAAGUGUGGUCAUGAUCGAUUUACCCACAUCCGUACAGGAUGUCAGCAGUACUGCAAUACGCAGAACGAUUCAAAAGAAAGACAGCAAAUCGGAUGAAGACUUGCAGGGAAAGUUGAGUCAGAUGACCGCAUCCUCAAUUGCAUCGUAUCUUGUACGGGAGAAGCUGUAUAAAGAGUAA